This is a messenger RNA of Pogoniulus pusillus (Red-fronted tinkerbird), 1436 nucleotides long. It is a transcript of the gene TNFRSF4, whose product is annotated as TNF receptor superfamily member 4. The coding region runs from base 138 to 1001 and encodes 287 amino acids. Gene Ontology annotation, biological process: inflammatory response. Gene Ontology annotation, molecular function: protein binding; tumor necrosis factor receptor activity. The record is from RefSeq and is a predicted model, not a curated record. The transcript has 7 exons. NCBI's taxonomy places the organism in Eukaryota, Metazoa, Chordata, Aves, Piciformes, Lybiidae.
GGUGCUGAGAAUUUCCCAGUGCCAGAUGCAUGAAUUAAUUCGUUUUCUUUCCCUGGCAGGUUUAGAAGUACUUAGCCAGGAGUUUGUCAGCAGGUAGGCAGGAGGAUUUGAGCUUGGCAGAGCCAAAAGGCUGCAGGAUGGGAGCUGUAGGGUUUGGCUCAGCCUUUUCUGCUCUCCUCUGCUUGCUGCUGGCAGGCAGCAGCCUUUGCUGGGGGCUGCAAUGCAAGGAGCACCAACACGUCUACAGCGGGAGGUGCUGCAAGGACUGUCCCCCUGGUGAGGGGAUAAAAUCUCGCUGCACUGCCAAGCAGGACACAGUCUGCAGCCCCUGCCGGGAGGAGUACUUCAGCAGCAAGCACAGCCACAAGUUCUGCAGCAGCUGCACCGUCUGUGACACCUGGAAGGGCAGUGUGGAGGUGAAGAAGUGUGAGAAGACCUCAGACAGACUCUGCAGGUGCCGUGCAGGUUACAUGCCAGUGGUGGGCAGCAGGCCAGGAAGUGUGUGCUCACCAUGUCCUGAAGGAUUUUACUCCCUGGGGCACAAUGAAAACUGUCAGCCUUGGACCAACUGCAGCCUCCUCGGGAAAAGAACCCUGCAAGCAGGAACCCAAACGACUGAUGCUGUGUGCAGCAACUCUGCCACCCACCCAGCCCCUCCUGCCAGUGCCACACCUGCUCUGAACCUCUCCACCACCUCUGACCACAAGGACAACGUGUCCAUAGCAGCCUUCUCACCAUCCAGCCCCAGCCUGGUCCCUUCCAUCUGCCGGGACACAAACCGCAGCCCCGUGGAAACCAACUGGGGAUCUUUAUCCCUUAUCCUCAUCUGCCUGGUCCUGCUCCUGGUGAGUGGCAUGUCCAUCCUCCUGCUGAUCAUCCAAGCAGCCAGAAAACAGAGCAAGAAGAGGCCUUGCAGGAGCAACCUGCAGCAACCACAGAGCUGUCGAGUUCCUAUCCAGGAGGAGCAAAGUGACUGCAAUUCCACUCUGAUCAAGAACUGAGCCCCCUCAGGUUCCCCUGCCCUGCACCUCUGAGCCGCUCGCUGCUGCCCUGUGCUGUGGCAGCAUUCUGGGGCUGCCCCUGGGGCUGUGGGCAGCUGUUCCACUGCCCUGCAGUUCCUUUGGCUCUCCUCCAGUGGCCCCUUUGGCAUUAUGCCCUGUGGGAGUAGCUGUUCUUGGUGGGGGGGCUCAUGAGGCUGUCUCUGGCAGGUGCUGCCUGCAGCACCCCAAUGGCAGGGUUGAGUCGGUGCAGCUCUCAGUGUGCUCCCAGCCAGUGCUGUGUGCAGGGAUAGGCUCUGGGCUGCAGAAAGCACUUUGGGAAGCUCUGAGAGCUGCUCCCUGGGCAGACAGAAAAGCAGGCAAGUAGAAAGCUCUGCUUCCUGACUGACUUCCUACCUUGUGUUGCAGUUCACAGGUGUCAGGGAUUGGAAGGGACCC